Syzygium oleosum is the source of this 1550-nucleotide messenger RNA. RefSeq names its product long-chain-alcohol O-fatty-acyltransferase-like. The transcript has a single exon. Gene Ontology annotation, biological process: lipid metabolic process. NCBI's taxonomy places the organism in Eukaryota, Viridiplantae, Streptophyta, Magnoliopsida, Myrtales, Myrtaceae. The record is from RefSeq and is a predicted model, not a curated record. Bases 448 to 1518 code for a protein of 356 amino acids.
GUGGCAGCGUGGAAGUGGAACGGUCGGCUACUUCUGCUUCGACCUGAUCAAAACUUAGUUUCCACAUUCAAGAGUCAAAAGGGUGACAACUGGUCACGAUUUUCUCACUGCCUGGUCCCAACUGGCGUCCUGUGUGGUGUUGACUGAGCGGAGGUGGUCCUUUGGAACCCAGAGAUGCCUCCCUGUCCUAUAAAAUAAAGCGUUUGAUCCAUGUUUUUAUAUUGAAUGUGAUUUGGCCCGCCGGAUUCAAUAGCCAAGAAUCUGGCUGCACUAGCAGUUGGCGCACGCCUUUUCAGCUGUCGUCUUGCACUGUACCAUGUGAACCUGCUGCUCCCAUUUCUUGAUCCUAACAUAAGACCCAGCCAAAACUCUAAAAUCCCAUUUCUUCGUCGACAACGACCGACCCGGCAACAGUCGUCCAUUGCCCGAACCCCUCCGAAAGAAGAAAUGAACCAAGAAGCAGAAGAAGAGCUCAAGAACUUCAUCCUAGUAUGGACCUCCGCCCUCGCCGCCCUCGCCUACUCCUACUUCGCCUCCUCCGCCGUCCCCCGCGGCGCCCUCCGCCUCCUCUCCCUCCUCCCCGCCGUCCUCCUCCUCUCCUUCCUCCCCCUCCGCCUCUCCUCCUUCCACCUCGGCGGCCCCACCGUCUUCUUCCUCGUCUGGCUCGCCAACUCCAAGCUCCUCCUCCUCUCCUUCCACCUCGGCCCCCUCGCCGACGCCCCCGGCCUCCUCCACUUCCUCUCCCUCGCCUCCCUCCCCGUCAAGGUCAAGCCGCCGCGUGAAGACAAGAAAGCCCCUGGAAAAUCCCCGAAAUCCGCUCUCGCUUCGGUCCGACUCGCGGUCAAGGUUUUGAUUCUGGUUUCGGUUCUUCGCGCCUACGAGUACAGGCCUCGGUUGCAUGAGUACGCGAUCCUCGCGCUCUACUGCGUCCACAUGUACCUGGAAUUGGAGCUCGUCCUCGCGAUCUGCGCGGUCCCGGCUAGCGCCGCCCUAGGGCUCGACCUCGAGCGGCAGUUCGACGAGCCCUACCUCGCGACCUCGCUGCAGGACUUCUGGGGCCGUCGGUGGAACCUCAUGGUCAGCAGCAUACUCCGGUCCACCGUGUACGACCCCGUGCGGCGCCGCCUCGCGCCCCUCGUCGGGGCGAGGCCGGCCUCCCUCCCGGCGACCGUCGCGGCGUUCGCCGUCUCCGGGGUGAUGCACGAGGCGAUCUACUACUACAUCACGCGGGCGAGGCCCACGUGGGAGGUGACGUGGUUCUUCGUGUUCCACGGGAUCUGCGUGGCGGCGGAGGUGGCGGCGAAGAGGUGGACGGGCGGGAGGUGGAGGAUGCACAGGGCGGCGUCGGGGGUGCUGACGGUGGCGUUCCUGGCGGUGACGGGGGUGCGGUGGUUUUUCCCGCAGCUGACGAGGAAUGGCGUGGACGAGAAAGUCAUAAGGGAGUGCUACGCGAUGUUUGACUUCGUGAAAUGCGAAGUAACUCGGUUCGUUUUCCAUAUAAAAAGCGAAUUUGUGUGAGAAUUAUUGAAGCUGCACGAGAGUUUCUUUUU